UUAUAUAGUUUGUGAAUUUUAGACUCUUCUAUUAUUUUUUGUAUGGAAAAUAUCCAGUUGCCAAUGUGGGAGCUUGGACCCACAAAUUGCUGUCCAUUUGGCUAUAGCCUAUAGGGAUUCACACAUGUGAAUAGCACAGAACAAUUAAAAUGAUGGUGAUGCCAAGGCAAAAUGACUACUUCCUGGAUCGUAAAUGAUAUCCAGAACAGAUGUUGAAUAUAGUGUCGAUGUUAAAAUUACCUGUGUGCCUGUCUGGUGGUCCCUAGAGUUCUCCCUAGUUGUUUGAGAAUCGAUAAGCAGACUGCAAUAUAGAUCAUUUGCUUAUUGCCAACAUUAAUCACAACAAUCAGCUGUGCACCUCAACAGAUCAGUGUCAAAAAUAUUCCAGUAGAUGUGGUGACAGAUCUCUUCUUAAUGUUUCGGAGUUGAUCAUUAGUUUGUACGCACGUCUUGUUCAUAUACUGUGUUGUGCAUGUAUCUGUAUCAGGUUACUAAUUUUCUAUUGACGACUUCUUUUCCAGGUGAAGUAAGAGCUGCUGCGGUUGUCGGUUGUCAUUGAGUUGGUAGUGGCGCAUCAAUUUGGGUCCACCAUGUUUUGUGUUUAUAUGUUAUCAGAGAAAAACUUACUGAGUGUGUCCCUUAGUCUAGCUAAGUUUCUAAUGUGAAAGGAUGCUUUUGAAUACCUAACACAGGGAGUUUCAGCUUCUCCAAGUAUCAUCUCAAGUGGACACCGCCUUGUAUGAUUGUGCUUGCUAGGUCUUCUCUUCAGCAAGGAGAGUUUCUACCCCAAGCACCACCUUGACUUGUAUUUUUUGUGUAUCCUUCUCUCUUAUCUGUGGUCUGGAAUGCAAGUUAUCGCUCCUUUUCUCAUUGAGCUUAGUAGCAGGAAAUAAAGGUUUCUCUGAAAUAGCUACUGCUGUGCAGGAUAUUACACCAGAGAUGGCCAGAACAAAGUGAAGCUGAUGUAGUUGUUUUAUAAAGUGGCUAGCUUGGUUGGAAACUUACACAUGGAAACAAACUCUAACUUGUUCCAUUGCCAUUUUCUUGAAGCACAGACUCACAAUGCCUCGUGAACAAAAUUGUCAUGCUUCUUCAGGUUGGGUACCACAGAUAGAUAUACCAUCAGGAGCUAGAGUUCUGUCAAACGGACAAACAUCAGCAGAAGAACAAAUUGCAGCUUUGCAUCGUGAGAUAACGAGGAUUCAGCACCAGGAAAGGCAACCACAUCUCUAGGUAGUAGGAAGGAAAUGGACAACUAAUCCGUGCAAGCCAGCCCUGCGUGCGUCGCUGGACCAGGAUCUGAUUCCAAUCACCAGCAAGACAAGGACACAGCUGGGUGCCCGUCCGUUUCCGUCCACGACGAAACGAACAACCCCCGAAGAAAGCAAAAUGCCAAGCAAUACAACAACCGUCUGGAUCCUCUUAACCCCAGCCCCAGCUCCAUGCCACCAUAUAUACCCCCCCUCGAUCGCAAGGUUCUUUCCUUUUCACACCCCCCUUUGUUUGUUCUUUACGCCGUGCAACACAUUCCACUUUCUUCUCCAACGAGGCGGAAGCCCGCCAUCGCCGCCGCGGCUGUCCAGGGGAGGGGAGACUCAUGAGCGACAAGUUCUACUGCAUGACGAUGCGGAUGAACAUCGACUGCAGCGGGUGUUACCAGAAGAUCCGGAGAGCUCUUCUCGAGAUGCAUGAUAUCGAGAGUCACCUGAUCGAGCGGAAGCAGCAGAAGGUGAGCGUCUCCGGCGCCUUCGUGCCGCAGGACGUGGCGAUCAAGCUCCGCAGGAGGACCAACCGCCGCGUUGAGAUACUCGAGCUCAAGGAGGUCGACGCCGCCCCCUCGGGCCCCUGAGGGCUCAAGAGAACGAGCAGGAGCUAUCUGCCAGUCCCAUGCUAUCUGAAGCUGCUGAAGAUGAACCACUGAAGAAACGAGCAGACGAACAAUGCAAAGCGUGAACAUUGACGUCUACAGCAUAGCAAUAGUCAGCUUCAUAGGUACUGUAUAUAAUUAUACAUGGAUAUGAUGAUAGGCUAAUGUUGCAACCGAGUUCUUUUAUUAUUACGAGAGAUGACAUUAUGCAAAUGAGAAGCCGCAGUCCUGUACGGCUGUACGCGGAGUUGCACAACUAGUUCCG
Messenger RNA from Lolium perenne, 2132 nucleotides. The record is from RefSeq and is a predicted model, not a curated record. Lineage: Eukaryota; Viridiplantae; Streptophyta; Magnoliopsida; Poales; Poaceae.